UAGAGGUAGAAAGUGUUUUAAUGUAGAGUUCUAAAUCUUUUUUAAAGGCACACAAAACAGGUCGGGUAUUAAAAGAAACUUACAUUUAUGAAUAUAAAACUUAGCCAAUAGUAUAAUGAGGUUGCAAAGGUAAAUUCCUUUUCAAAUGUUUUUUCAUACAGUGUAAAUCCAAAUAUCACAUUUUUAAAACAAAGCACAAAUUUGUCAUGAAUAUUGAAAAAAAGGAUGAAGGGACAGAUUUUUUUUUUCCCCCCACCGCCAAAUAAUUAAAAUAUGACGUCAGGACAGGCGGAACCUUGUAGUAAUCCAAGUUCUACACGGACAUUUGGAGUGAACGGACAAGAUGGAGGUCGCAGCAAAAAAAAACACUUUUGUUUGUUUUUGUAGCAUACAUAAUCAUAUAACGAUUAACUAGCACAAAUCUGAACAUAUAUAUACAUAUAUAUAUAUAUAUAUUUUUUUUUUUAAUUCAUCAUGUCUGAAACUUUUUCUCCGGACGAUGAAGUCCAAGUUGAUAACGAUGGAGUUGGUCAAAGUGUUGUUCCAGAACAUUCCACUCGUCAGGAGGACAACUUGGCCGCCAAGCAGCCUUUGGUGCCCGCCUUCAAGCAGAUGAAACUGGAAGAAGAAGCCCAGAAGAACUGGGACUUAUUCUACAAAAGAAACACCACGCAUUUCUUCAAGGACCGACAUUGGACCGGCAGAGAGUUCGAGGAGCUCAAGGCGUGCAGAGAGUCAGAGUCCCAGAGGCUGGUUCUGCUGGAGGCCGGCUGCGGUGUAGGGAAUUGUAUCUUCCCUCUGCUGGAAGACGAGGGCAACAUCUUUGUUUACGCCUGUGACUUCUCGCCAAGAGCUGUGGACUUUGUCAAAAAUAAUCCUCUUUACAGUCGCGGUCGCUGCAGGGCCUUCCAGUGUGACCUGACCCGGGACGACCUGCGCGACAACAUUCCCGAGGCCAGCGUGGACGCGGUCACGCUCAUCUUCGUGCUGUCGGCCAUCCAUCCCGCCAAGAUGGCGCUGGCCGUGCGCAACGUCAGCACGGUGCUGAAGCCCGGCGGCGUGGUCCUGUUCCGGGACUACGGCCUGCACGACCACGCCAUGCGGAGGUUCAAAGCGAGCAGCAAACUGGCGGAGAACUUCUACGUGCGCCAGGACGGAACCAGAUCCUACUUCUUCUCCAAAGACUUCUUGGCGGCGCUAUUCUCGGAGGCGGGCCUCCUGUGCCAGGCUAACGAGUACGUCAUGAGAGAGACGGUCAACAAGAAGGAAGGACUUUGUGUUCCCAGAGUUUUCCUGCAGAGCAAGUUCAUCAAAACCGGGCCGCCAUCAGAACCCCUGACCACGGACUUGGGUGACGUCACGCAGACGUGCGGAAAGUCGCAGAAGCGGGACCUUCCUGUUUUGCAUCAAACCAAAAGUAAAGCCGUCCAUGGUGUUACUGCUCGAAAAGAUCCUUCAUUCAUCACUCCGAGCAACGUUUAUAAGUUUUACAAUAUAACUAAAACAAUUCUUACUUACCAAACCGUCCCAUGUGUGAUGUGUGUAAGAGUGUUUUCGUGCAUAUUUAUAUGCGCUAUUGUAAUGCAACGACAAUAGCGUCGUUAUUCUUAGCUAAU
This is a messenger RNA of Entelurus aequoreus (snake pipefish), 1616 nucleotides long. RefSeq names its product methyltransferase 6, methylcytidine (gene mettl6). The record is from RefSeq and is a predicted model, not a curated record. NCBI's taxonomy places the organism in Eukaryota, Metazoa, Chordata, Actinopteri, Syngnathiformes, Syngnathidae. The transcript is spliced from 5 exons. Bases 475 to 1596 code for a protein of 373 amino acids.